Messenger RNA from Anopheles cruzii, 1826 nucleotides. RefSeq names its product protein Cep89 homolog (gene Cep89). NCBI's taxonomy places the organism in Eukaryota, Metazoa, Arthropoda, Insecta, Diptera, Culicidae. The record is from RefSeq and is a predicted model, not a curated record. Gene Ontology annotation, cellular component: ciliary transition fiber; centriole. Gene Ontology annotation, biological process: chemical synaptic transmission; cilium assembly; mitochondrion organization. The transcript is spliced from 5 exons. The coding region runs from base 99 to 1826 and encodes 575 amino acids.
UAUGCAAACAAGCGAUUGGCUGGGUGUCCGAUGGAGACAGACCACACUCACACCACUACGACCUACUUUCUGGACAGCAGUGCGAAACAGCGCCCUCUAUGAGUCAGUUUGCUGGUAGUGUGAUUUUCCUCCCCGAAAAUGACCACUUCCGUUUGCCGACGCGCCACAAUAUUAGCCCCGUAGUGCGAAUAGUUUCGCAGCUGUUCGCCGAUCACUCCGAUAUAUCGUCUGGCAGCACCACGACCGAAAUGGGCGGUUUGUAUCGUCUUCCCGUCGAUACUAUCGAGGGCAAGGAUUCGCUCGAUGAGGAACCGAAACCGGAUCAGCUUCCUGCGAGAACACGGGCUCGCCGGAAGACACGACCGUAUGGGCGACCAAUGAGCACAUACGCGGGUGUGAUCGUGGGCCGCAGCAAAAGCGUCGAUGAUCUCUCGGCCGGUGCGCCUUCCGGUGUACCGGUGCUCGACGAUGAUCACGAUCGCAAAACGGUCCGGGACCGCAAGCAACUGGAAAAGCUGCUCCGCUCGAAGGAGCAACAAAUUGGCAAGCUGGUCGAGAAGCUAACGUCCGUUUUCGAGUGCAACAAUCAGUUCGCGGUGGAACACGAGAAGCUUCAGAAACAGUACGCCCAGGUGGCCCAGAACCUGCGCACACUGGAAACAAUCCAAGCCAAGAGCUGCGACCGUUGUGCGGCCUCCGCGACCGAAUGCGAGCAGCUCGGCAAGGAGAACGGUGACCUGCGGAACGAUUUGAAAAUGAUGAAAAUACUGGUGUACCGAUUGAAUGUGCAGAUCGAGCGGUACCAGGAUUUGGUGCGCGACGGUAAAGGCAGCAUACCGAAGCUCGACUUCGUCGACAGUACGUACGGUGGGGCGAAGGACAAUCUGAACUGGGGACCGGUCAACACGCACACCCUCGGUCCCCUGUUGAACGCGUACGAAGAGAUCAUCGCCGAAAAGACGGACCUGGUGCAGCAGUACGAAACCGAGCUCGUCACCUUCACCGGCCAGAUGAAGCAGGUGAUCGAAGAGAAUGAAUCGGUGCACCGUGAGAUGGAAGGGAUACGCACCGCACAGGCGGGCUGGACGGAUGAAAGGACCCGCUUGCAGGCACAGGUCGGCGUGCUGCGGAGCAAGGCCGAGGUGCAGGCGAAGCGGGCCGAUUUGGCGAAGGAAAAACUCGUCGAGGUGCUGAAAUGUUACGAGCAAAAGGUGCAAGCCCAGUCCCUAGACAUCGAGCGGCUCCAGGAAGCUUACACGCGCAGCAAAACGGAACUAACGUCGCUGAGGAACCUCAACCAAAAUCCGGAAGCCGUUGCCGACAGUUUGAAAGAGUGUCAAAAACUGUUUGCGGAACUUAAGCUUCAACACAGCACCGAUCGCACCCGGCUGACGGAGGAAACCGAAACGAUCAAGGGCGAGCUGCAGAAAAAGUCUACCGAACUGGAGCAGCUGCGACAGAACUAUCAGCAGCAGUUGAGCAUCUUCGAGCGUCAAAAAGAAAUCAACGAUAUUCUAAUGGGCAAGAACGCUGCUCUGAAGGCAACACUGACGCGGGCGCGACAAUCGAAAGAGAUCCUCAAGCAGCGGCUCAAGACGAUGAUGAACUGGGGCAAAGGGACGGAACAACGGAGCGAUCAGCUGCAGGAGUCCUGGCGCAGCAUUAAAGCGCUCCAGGAGCAACUGGCGCAGCGCGACGGUCAACUGCAGGCCCUUCAGCAGCGCCACCAAAUCGACGUGGAACAGCUUCACCGGCGGCUCCAUCAGCGGGAAGAAACUCUGCGCAAAAUAUUGGCCGGCAAGGCCCAGUUUCGUAGGCAGACCUGA